GAUUGGUUCUGAGAAUCCCAUAUAAAUAUAGGAUUUUUUGCUUGUUGAUAUCAGUGAUUAUGAUAAGGCUGUGAGAUUUCCCAGAGAAAGAAUAUUAGAACCAUUUUAACAAGACCUUGGACUUUUGGUUGGACGUAGCUAUUUAUUUCUUGCGUCAAAAACAAGUUAAAAUGACGUGGUUUCAAGCAAAAAAUGCACCAAUUGCAUAGUCUUAGCUGAAAAGCCAGACAAAUCUUGUUGAUUUCAAAGAGCCAUGGCCAAGUGGCCAGCAAUGAAAUAGACAGGCCUACGUCACAUUGCUGUUUGACACGACUACCCAAAGUCCAAGCUCUUGUUAAAAUGGUUCUACAAUUGAGUCUUUGGGAUAAGUUGUUCCCAUGAAAUUCCUUAGUAUUCCAUGUAUUCUGAGAUCCCAAAAAGAUAAAUGGGAUUUUUUUCCCUUUAAUUGAGAUAAGACUUGUGAGAUUACUUUUAGCUCGAAAGAAGUGAUUAUUGAAAUAUCAGAUUAUUUGUUCUCAUGAAAGGCAAAAAUAGAUAAAAAGGAUUCUUAUUAAAUAAGUUCUGUGGUGUCUGGCAGAAAGAAUUUUCAACGUUCCAAAAAGUCCUUGAACUUUAUUUAAGUUCAUAAGUUCAAAAGGUCAUUAAUUGAUUGCCCUUUUAGAUGUGCAUACAUAUAUUAUGUACAGAUAUAUAUUUUUGUCAUUGGUUAUAUGAGAAAGUAAUGAUAGCAUGUACAAUUUAAUGAAAGUUUUUUUUAUGAUAACUGUUUUACAAGUGAGAAGAAAAGUCACUGUGAUCUAAACUUUAUUAAUUUGGGCUCAUUACAACUCUGCCAGUUUUGCCAUUGUUUCUCAUAUAAUAAACUUAAUAACAACUUGCAUGUAAUUUCGUGGAAGUGAUCAGUUGUUACGAAAACAGAACAUGUGAUGAAUACCUUUCAAAAUUACCACCUUAUUACGCAUUUUGUUUUUGUGUUUGUGCAUGUAUAUGUACUGUAACUACGGCCUCUGCUAAUUUGCUAUUUAAUUAAGCAUUAACUGGCACAAGCGUAAUUGUAAAAGAAAAAAAAGGGAGGAUUUAUUAUAUUAUUACUUCAUUCUUGAUAAAAAAAAAAGUUCAAAUGUAUACACUGGGAGUUGAAUGCCCGUUCUUAAAAAAAAGUGUUUCGUCUCCAAGAAGAGAUAGUGCAAGAAAACUUGUGUGUUUUUAAUACUGUUACAAAGCAAAACAAGUGUGCGUUAUGGGUUUCGGUUUCGUUAAAAUCAUUAACUUUAAUAUAUGGAAUUUUAAGGACCAAGGGAGAGAAUUUGCAAUGGUUCAGUGGUGUUAAACCAUUAAGGAUUUUUCUGCCACAGCCCUUGACCAGACCCCAGUUUCCUCCCUUGACCAUGGUUCGGUGGCAAUGUCGUCGGAGGGCAUGAUGCAGAUUAUUCCACCGCCCGCCGUCAGUGUCAACAAGUCACCACACGGCGGCAUGCCACUAGACAACCUCAAAAUGAUGCCGGGGACAGACGCUCACUCAGACAAUGUGAUACACAGCUCUCCCCCGCAGAAAGUCAAGCCUGACAGUAGUCGCAAACCAUCCGAGUCCACAAAAGCCCAGAUCGAGGUGAUCCCCUGUAAGGUGUGCGGUGAUAAGUCGUCAGGUGUACACUAUGGAAUCAUCACCUGUGAGGGAUGCAAGGGAUUUUUCCGCCGGAGCCAGGCCGGUCCCGUGAACUACCAGUGUCCUAGAAACAAGAACUGUGUCAUUGAUCGAGUCAACCGGAACCGAUGCCAGUUCUGUCGCCUUCAGAAGUGCCUGGCACUGGGCAUGUCCAGGGAUGCUGUUAAGUUUGGGAGGAUGUCUAAAAAACAGAGAGAGCGAGUGGAGGAUGAGGCGAACUACGUCAAACAGUCACGCAUGAACGGGUACGAUACCUCGUGUGGAAUGCCACCUAGCAACAACAACAAUCAGUUUUCUAUAUACAAUGACUGUCACCUGAUGUAUACCUCUAAUGGCUACGCCUACACCAUGCCCUCCCCGGCCUCGGAGAGCCAGCCAGAGACCCCCGUGUCUCCGGAACCACCAGCCUACAGCACCACCCAGGCCCCCACCACCCAGCCACCCCACCCCAUUGCCCUCCUUAGGGCCGUCGACCUCAUGGACCCAGUGAUGUUAGGGAAGGCUGUGACCGAGGCUCACAUGAGGACGUGUUUAUACACGAGUGAACAGAUACAACACAUCCAAUCCAGCAUAACACCUCAGGAAAUCAUAGACGCCUUCAAAACUAUGACGCGGAGUCAGUUAUGGUCAGAAGUGGCAGAGAAGAUAACGAUUGCCGUGCAACAAAUCAUAGAGUUCGCCAAAAUGCUGCCCGGCUUCAUGGAUCUCUCUCAGGACGAUCAGAUCAUGCUGCUGAAAGCAGGGAGUUUUGAGCUUGCCCUGAUACGUGCCUGUCGUGUGUUUGAUGAACGCACCAACAGCAUCAUCUUUGGAAAUGCCAUAGUACCUCUCUCUGUAUUCAGCGCCUUCAAUGAAGAGGAGUGCCACCUACGUGAGCAGGUGUUUGAAUUCGUUCGGAACGUGAUUCAGUUGAAGCUGACGGAGAGUCAACUGGCGCUGUUCAGCGCGGUGGUCCUCAUCCGGGCAGAUCGUCCUGGAUUAAAGGACAUAGCGGACGUUCAGAAACUGAAUGAGAAAGUCCUGACGGCCCUGAAACAGGAGCUAGGGAAGACGCACGCCAACGAGAACGUCCUGACACGCCUGAUGCAGCUGACGUGGACAUUACGACAGCUCAGCUCCCAACAUAUAGUGCUUCUCAAUAAAUACAAACUGCAAAAUCCAGAGGUAGAGUUCCCUGCCCUUCAUAAAGAACUCUUCAGUGUUGAGGGUUUAGAAGGUUCCUAAGACAGAUUUUUUUUUUCUUCAAAAAAUGGAGGUGAUUUUAAUUUCUGGUUUUUUCUCUCUCUUCUCAGAAAUGGACAACAUUUUAGGGAGGGAGAGAUAAUGUUUUUAAAAAAUUGUAUGAUACAGUGGCUAUAUUGUUUUAUAAGCAGUUCAUAUGUUUGUUGAUUUUUAAAAUUUUUUUUGGAGGAUGAAAUAUAUUUUGAAAUGGGUCAUAUUUUACCUAUUUAGUUUAUCAUUGUUAGUUUUACAUCUAUAAUAGCAUGUGCAUAGCAUGUAUAGGACAAAAACUAAAAUAGUCACUUUAUAAAGAAAAUAAUCCCUUGUAGACAUGUGAAUCAACUUUUACCCAUACAGGUUGUUUUCAAAACAUUCUGGUGAAUUUCUUUGAAAUUUACGCCCGCGAAGUUUUUCUUAUGAAGAACAAGUUAGAAAUGAUAAAUAUUGAAAUUACAAAAUCUUGUAGCUGGCUAACAGUUUUAAUACAUU
This is a messenger RNA of Magallana angulata, 3376 nucleotides long. RefSeq names its product probable nuclear hormone receptor HR3. Gene Ontology annotation, molecular function: zinc ion binding; RNA polymerase II cis-regulatory region sequence-specific DNA binding; nuclear receptor activity. Gene Ontology annotation, biological process: regulation of transcription by RNA polymerase II. Gene Ontology annotation, cellular component: nucleus. The record is from RefSeq and is a predicted model, not a curated record. Lineage: Eukaryota; Metazoa; Mollusca; Bivalvia; Ostreida; Ostreidae. The transcript is spliced from 12 exons. The coding region runs from base 1403 to 2890 and encodes 495 amino acids.